Messenger RNA from Alligator sinensis (Chinese alligator), 1212 nucleotides. It is a transcript of the gene EVX1, whose product is annotated as even-skipped homeobox 1. Gene Ontology annotation, cellular component: nucleus. The record is from RefSeq and is a predicted model, not a curated record. NCBI's taxonomy places the organism in Eukaryota, Metazoa, Chordata, Crocodylia, Alligatoridae. Gene Ontology annotation, molecular function: RNA polymerase II cis-regulatory region sequence-specific DNA binding; DNA-binding transcription factor activity, RNA polymerase II-specific. The transcript is spliced from 3 exons. The coding region runs from base 1 to 1212 and encodes 403 amino acids. Gene Ontology annotation, biological process: regulation of transcription by RNA polymerase II.
AUGGAAGGCAGGAAGGACAUGGUGAUGUUCCUGGAAGGAGGGCAGCUGGGCACGCUGGUUGGCAAGAGGGUUCCCGGCUUGGCCGAAGCGGUGGGAAGCCCCGCUCCGGACCCGCAGGACAAGAUGAUGCACCGGAGCUGCCUGAGCCCCCGCGCCGGGCCGCCCCUGGCGCCCCGGGAAAGGGCCGCGGGAGAGGACGAGGAGGUAGAGGUGCUACCGGGGGCAGGCACGGGCCUGGAGGGGCGCUCCGCGGCCGCGGCACUGCUCUCGACCGGCCAGCCAGCGGCCCCGGAGUCCCUGGCCGCCAAAGGGCAGCAGAGCAGCUCGGACACCGAGUCGGAUUUCUAUGAGGAAAUCGAGGUGAGCUGCACCCCGGACUGCGCCGCGGGGAGCGCCGCCGAGUACCAGCACAGCAAAGGUACCGCCUGCCGGGCCCGGCGCCGGGGGAGGGGGGUCCGCGCCCCUUUUGGCCCCGCGACAGAGGGGGGGGGCACCCGCACCCGGGGCCGGCGCGGCUCCCUGGCCUGCAGCGCCAGCGACCAGAUGCGCCGCUACCGCACGGCCUUCACCCGCGAGCAGAUCGCCCGGCUGGAGAAGGAGUUUUACCGCGAGAACUACGUGUCCCGGCCCCGGCGCUGCGAGCUGGCAGCUGCUUUAAAUCUGCCAGAAACCACCAUCAAGGUGUGGUUCCAGAACCGCCGGAUGAAGGAUAAGAGGCAGCGCUUGGCUAUGACCUGGCCUCACCCCGCAGACCCGGCGUUUUAUACCUACAUGAUGAGUCACGCGGCGGCCACGGGCAACCUCCCCUACCCCUUCCCGUCCCACCUGCCCCUGCCCUACUACUCCCACAUGGGCAUCGGAGCCACCUCGGCCUCUGCAGCCGCCCCGUUCAGCACCCCGCUGAGACCGCUGGACACCUUCCGGGUCCUCUCCCACCCCUACCCCAGACCAGAACUGCUGUGCGCCUUCAGACACCCCUCCCUGUACCCUGCCCCGACCCAUGGACUCAGCAGUGCGGGGGGCGGCCCCUGCUCAUGCCUGGCUUGUCACAGCAGCCAGUCCAACGGACUGGCCCAGAGACCUUCCGGAUCAGACUUUACCUGCUCAGCCACAACCAGGACUGACUCUUUCCUCACUUUCACGCCCUCCGUGCUGAGCAAAGCCACCUCCGUACCCAUGGACCAGCGGGAAGAAGUACCUUUAACGAGAUAG